Sycon ciliatum is the source of this 1365-nucleotide messenger RNA. RefSeq lists its product as uncharacterized. Gene Ontology annotation, biological process: DNA integration. The transcript has a single exon. Gene Ontology annotation, molecular function: nucleic acid binding. Bases 1 to 1365 code for a protein of 454 amino acids. The record is from RefSeq and is a predicted model, not a curated record. Lineage: Eukaryota; Metazoa; Porifera; Calcarea; Leucosolenida; Sycettidae.
AUGCUAAGACGCUGGAUGAGUUGCCCGUCUCCACGAAUCGUGCGACUACGAGAGAAGCUGACGCCUUUUCGGUUCGUGGCUCAGUGGAGACCGGGUGCCGAUCACAAGGUCGCAGAUUGCCUGUCGAGACACCCAGUACGUGCACCAGACCCUGACGAUGAAGCUGGUGAGGAAGAAAUCGAGCACUGCUACUGUGUUCUCCGUCAGCUGUCGCAAGAGGACGAGGAAACAGGCCAUACAGUCCUCCCCGACCUUGGCAUUACGAAGGUGCGGGCGGAGGGCUCGACGGACCCGGAAUACCUCAAGCUGCUGAACGCCGUAAAGAACGGCUUUCCGGUGGACAAGGCUGCUCUGGACCUCGAUCUGCACCCGUACUGGCAGGUUCGGCAUGACCUGUCGGUCGAGGACGGCAUAGUGUUGUUGGGUCACCGUAUUGUCGUUCCCAGAAGGUUACGCCAGACCACGCUGGAGCAACUUCACGCUUCUCAUCAGGGACAGACCCGCACACUCCGCAGGGCCAGGCAAGCAGUGUACUGGCCCCAGAUCUCCAAUGACGUUAAGAACGUCGUCCAGACUUGCAGAUCCUGCAUCACGCUGCUCCCCUCCCAACCUUCUGAGCCGCUCCUCUCUGACAGUCGUCCGUCCAGACCGUUCGAAGAUGCAGCUGCGGACCUCUUCUCCCUAGGCGGCUUCGAGUACCUGGUUCUCACCGACAAGUUUUCCGGCUGGCCAUUUGUUGGGCGUUGUGGGAGGUCGGCUACCACGUCUGACGUCACCAAACAUCUCGUUCAGUGGAUGUCGGACGUUGGCGUUCCUACGCGCCUCACGACGGAUGGUGGGCCGCAAUUCAGAUCUUCAGCGUUCGCUUCGUUCUGCUCAGAGUGGAACAUUUGCCACGACCCCAGCAGCCCGUACAAUCCUCAGUCAAAUGGCGCGGCUGAGGCGGCGGUCAAGGCCAUGAAGCACUUAUUAAUGAAAAUUGGCAAAGGUGACGCCUAUAAGAGCAGUGCCUUCAGAGAAGGGUUGCUGGAGUGGCGUAACACGCCUGGGCCAGGAGGAGCAAGCCCGGCCCAACUGCUGUUUGGAAGGCCAACGAGGACCAAGGUUCCCACACUUCCUGCAAAUCUGCAGCAGUACGCUGCCCACAGCCGCAGUGCUCCCCAGCAGGUCUCAUCCCAGCUUGGCAAACCUCUGCCCCCUCUGCACGUAGGCGAUAAGGUAUGGAUCCAGAACCAGUCUUCAAAACGCUGGGAUAUGGAAGGAACGGUCACAAAAUGCACGAGAAGAGGACGGAGCUACACAGUGCAGACAGUGACGGGGUCCAGCUUCUGGCGGAACAGACGGUUCCUCCGGCCACGUGCAUAG